AUGGUAGUGGGACGCGCGGGCGCGCGCGGCAAACCGACCGUGCGGCAGGAGCGGGCGCGGCCGCAGCAGCACGAGGACCGGCCCGGCUUCCAGUACGACCACGAGGCCUUCCUGGGCAAGGAGGAGGCGCGCACCUUCGACCAGCUGAGCGCCGAGGAGAGCCGGCAGCGCCUCGGGAAGAUCGUGGAUAGGAUAGAUGACAACAAAGAUGGCUAUCUCACAACAGAGGAAUUAAAAGACUGGAUUAAGCGAGUACAGAAACGCUACAUCUAUGAAAACGUGGCCAAAGUUUGGAAAGAUUAUGAUCUAAACAAGGACAAUAAAAUCGCCUGGGAGGAGUACAAGCAAGCCACAUAUGGCUAUUAUCUAGAAAAUCCAGAAGAAUUCCAAGAUGCAACUGAUCAGCACAGUUUUAAGAAAAUGCUGCCCAGAGAUGAAAGACGAUUUAAAACUGCAGAUCUGGAUGGAGACUUAGCUGCCACUCGCGAAGAAUUCACUGCCUUUCUUCACCCGGAGGAAUUUGAGCACAUGAAAGACAUUGUUGUCUCGGAAACCUUAGAAGACAUAGACAAAAAUGGGGAUGGUUUUGUGGAUCAAGACGAGUACAUUGCUGACAUGUUUGCAAAUGAAGAGGGUGGACCAGAGCCUGACUGGGUGAUUACAGAGCGUGAACAGUUUUCUGAUUUCCGUGACCUCAACAAGGAUGGGAAGAUGGACAAAGAGGAGAUUCGGCACUGGAUUCUCCCACAAGACUACGAUCAUGCACUAGCUGAAGCCAGGCACUUAGUCUAUGAAUCAGAUGUAGACAAGGAUCAAAAGUUAACAAAAGAGGAGGUUCUAGACAAYUGGAAUAUGUUUGUUGGCAGUCAAGCUACUAACUAUGGGGAGGACCUCACAAGAAACCAUGAUGAACUAUGAUGCAGCGCACAAAGCAAUUGCCAYAGACCUUGUGUCCUCGGAACGGAAGUCCCCAUGUCCAGCCCCUCCUUUGGGACACACAAGGGAUACCUUCACAACUGACUUGUAUCAAUCUAUUUUUUAACAUACCAGCUUAUUACCUCAGAAACUGCAUAGAAAUAGCCUUUUACUCUCUUCAUAUUGUUAAACACUAUAUUAUUGCUAUUAUCUUAUAUUUUUUACUUGGAGUGGGACAGGUAAUAUUCCUUAAUAGAUGAACGCCAGAAUUGGGAAAUGCACUUCUAAAAUGUAAUCCGGUGACCUUUAGUAGUGAAACAUUUUCKUAAAUACCCAUUUUAACAGAGUGAAAUACAGCUAGAAUGAGAAAGAAGCUUCCUCUUUAAAUAGGCUGCUUACUCCUCUUUCUUUAACAUCAUAUAAUAAGAAUUAUAGUUUCACCCCCUUUAUAAAGACUUGCUACAACAAGAUCCAGAGCCUUUUUCUCCACAUGGCAUUUUUGUGUCUCUGGGCCGGAGGUGCUGGAGGGGGGGCUGAAGCAGCCCUGUGCUUCCCAGCUGGAAGUGCACCACGAGCCCCCGCGAUGCAGGGACUGUCCGUGCCAGCACCCCAGGGAGCAGCACGGAGCUCCCGGUGCCAGCGGCUCCUUCCAACAACAGGGCAACACGCACUUGGUUGGGGGCUGUCGUUACGCCGUUUCCGGCGAGGAAUUAUGCCGCAUGGAGCAUGAUUUACCUCACGCUUUUUGCACUUUACCCAAACCCGGCUCUUACUCACGUARUGUGAAUGGCAGCAGUUCUGUGAUGGAGAAAGAACGAGACAUAUCAGCCCUCAGCCCUCUGGGCCCUCUGCCUUCCACGCCGCAUAAGGGGACAGAUCAUGUGGCUGAAGUUCUGGUUUUGUAUGUAUAUAAGUGCGUGUUAUUGAAGCAACUG
This is a messenger RNA of Nothoprocta perdicaria, 1850 nucleotides long. RefSeq names its product reticulocalbin 1 (gene RCN1). The record is from RefSeq and is a predicted model, not a curated record. The transcript has 7 exons. The coding region runs from base 1 to 918 and encodes 305 amino acids. Gene Ontology annotation, molecular function: calcium ion binding. Lineage: Eukaryota; Metazoa; Chordata; Aves; Tinamiformes; Tinamidae. Gene Ontology annotation, cellular component: endoplasmic reticulum.